Messenger RNA from Acyrthosiphon pisum (pea aphid), 918 nucleotides. RefSeq lists its product as uncharacterized. Bases 1 to 918 code for a protein of 305 amino acids. Lineage: Eukaryota; Metazoa; Arthropoda; Insecta; Hemiptera; Aphididae. The record is from RefSeq and is a predicted model, not a curated record. The transcript has 2 exons.
AUGAUACCAGACGCGAGCUUUAUCGACAAUGUUAUCGUACGUAAGUCAACGUUAUAUGAGGUGGAGAAAGAUGUCAAUAUUUUGGAUACAUUCACAGACAGAGACAUGAUUCGCAUAGCGAAAAAUAUAAAUCGUGCAAAAUUACAACGAUUACCAAAGUUACCAAAAUGUAUGGAUGACGUACAUGACUAUUUGGAUAUGGACAAAGUGAUAUCUACGAAAAGAGAAAAUUUAGUAAUAUUCAACGAUAAAUCAUGCAAUGUUAUAAUAUUUUCAUGCGAAAGUAAUUUGAAAUUUAUGUGCAGUGUUGAAACUAUUUUGGUGGAUGGCACUUUUGACUAUUGUACAAAAUUCUUUCAGCAGAUGUUUACAGUAAUUGGUUUCAAAAAUAACAAAUAUGUUCCUGUUGCACUUAGUUUAUUGAAAGAUAAAAAAGAAUCAUGGUACAGAACUGUUAUGUCUUCACUGAAAAGUAAAUGUUUGGAAAUUAAUUUAAUAUUUAAGCCACAACAUAUAGUUUCUGAUUUUGAAAAAGGAAUUCUUCAAGCUGCAAGGAAAGAAUUCCCGGACACCACUUUAAUUGGAUGCAGAUUUCAUCUCAGUCAAGCCUGGUGGAGAAAAAUAGUGGGAUUAGGACUGACUGUAGAGUACAAGAAUAAGAACUCGGAAAUUGGAAAAUGGUUAAACUACGUUUUUGGAAAAACUUUUCUCCCCCCAGAUGAAGUAGGAAGUGUGUUUUUAGAAUUAAUCGCCGAACAACCUAUAGAUAUAAGAGUUACUGAAUUUAGUGACUAUUUAGUCGAUAAUUAUAUUGGCAAUGAUGCUACUUUUCCAACCACACUCUGGGCAGCUUUGAACAACGAUGUUUGGAGAACGAAUAAUGGAAGUGAAGCGUUCAAUUCCAAAUUCAAAACUUAA